CGACUUUCGAGCGGCAUUUUUGUUAAUUGUUCAUAGUGAAAAUUUUUAAGCGUAUAUACAAGUGAAAAACACUACGAUUACUAAUAAAAUACGCCGAAAACCCAAGUCGAGAAUCUAAAUAAUAAUUUUUCACCCCCACCGAAAUGGCGACUACCAAAAUAUUUGUGGGUAGCUUACCGCCUGGCACAAAACCCGAAGAGUUACGGCACCUUUUCGAAGAUUAUGGUGUAGUUGUGGAGUGCGAUGUUAUGAAUCGAUGUGGCUUUGUGCAUAUGGAGACAAAAGAAAUGGCUAACACUGCAAUUUUGGCACUAAAUGCGUCCGAAUUCAAGGGGCAAGUGAUUGUAGUGGAAUUGGGUCGGCCCAAGGAAAAGAAACCAGGUGCUGGAAGUGGUGCGGACAAUAUGUCGUCAAGAGGUGGUGGACGCGGUGGUGCAGCACGUGGUGGCGGUGGAAGAGUUGGAAGUGCUGGAAACCGUGGUAGUGGUCCGGGUGGGAGAGAUGGUGGCAUGAUGAGAUCUGGCGGUGGUAGGCCUAAUUUCGGCAAUGCUUCUGGUGGCGGUGGCCCAAAAAAUAAAUUCGGCCAAGGUGGUGGACCUAUGCGCAAUGAGCAAUUCAAGCAACAACGUAACAUGCCUUAUCAAAGAAGAAAUGUCCAAGACAGUUUUGGCGGUGCGCCUGGCGGAGGCAGUGGACAAUUUGGAGGCAAUCAAAGAGGCAAUUUUAAUAGUGGCGGUGGUGGUGGACUGAGAGGUUUUGGUCGCAGUGGUGGUGAUGGGGGACAACAAAAUUUUCCCAACUGGGAAGGGCAACCGGUCGACGGUAACGGACAUUUUGGCGGUAUGAACAAUUUUAAUGACAACGAUAACUUCGGUAAUAAUUUUGGUGGCAAUAUGGCGCGUAAUAUGAAUACUGGUUUUGGAGCUAAUAAAGGAGCUGGUGGUCAGGAUCGACGUGGCUUCGCGCUGUCAACUGGUGGGCGUGGUGGUGGCCAACGCUUCGGUGGUGGUAACGCAGGCGGCGCCUUCGGUGGAGGUGGCAUGCAAAACAAUGCUGGACCACAAAACCAUGUUGAGGGUCUUUUCAGCAGAAGAAACAACAAUAAUAAUGGGGCAAAUAUCUCGGGAAAUAAUAUGGCUGCGCAGAGAGGAUUUCAAGGAGGAUUUGGUAACGGACGAGGCGGCAGUGGUGGACCGCCAAACGCUGGAGGUCGGGGUGGAUUCAGGCGUGGUGGUGGAGUUGGUGGAAUGAGCGACGGUAGCGGCAAUGACGGAUUUUCCGCGCCAAAUAAUUACAACAGUAAUUUCCCGCCACUUGGUGCGCAAAGCGGUGGGGGUCGUGGCGGCAGUGGUCGUGGUGGCCGCGGUGGCGGAAUGCAGCGCAAUGGUCCACGUCAAAACAUGAUGUCCAAUCAACGCUUUUGAAAAACCUUUACUACUUAAACAAAUGCGAGUACACCAAUGCGUUAAGCUUGAGUAGACAAUGUGGAGUGUGUGUGUGUUUCAGUUAGAACAACUAAGUGGUAGGAAAAGCAUAACGAAACGCUCGUCUGCAAAAACUUUGAUGCGCAAAGUUGAUAAGUGUAGACCACACAAAUGCUAGCUAUAAUAACGAAAUCAAACAAACUAUUGCAAUUUUAUAAUAAUUUAAAACAAAAGCUAGUUUUAAGCUGCACCAUCCAUAUACGACGGAAUUGUGCCGUAAAUAUCACAAAUUCUAAAAAUAGAAAAUAGAAAAUAAAUCACAGAAAAUGAAGUAGGAAAAUUACAAAUUUACAGACAACAUUGAAGGCUAUAUUUUAAGUCCGCUGUUCAAUAUUUUGUUGAAAAUCUCAUGAAAAUUUUAAUCGACACUAAACGUUAACUACCCUCUGUAUAAUGUAAUGUACAAAAUAAGGUUUUAUAUGUAUGUAUGAAUGUGCAAAGUAUCGCGCAUUGACACACUACAGCCACAUGCCCGAAUCUUGAUGUCAUUUUAGAUUCCCCUACAAAGUACGAACGUACUUUAAGUUUGUAUAUAAAGCAAUAAUGCAAUCAAAAUGCGUACAUAAUCUGAAAUAUGUUUUAAUUUUUUGCGUUUAUGUAUUUAAUUAAAAUUUUUUCAUUGCCUUA
Molecule: messenger RNA, 2111 nt
Organism: Anastrepha obliqua
Lineage: Eukaryota; Metazoa; Arthropoda; Insecta; Diptera; Tephritidae
Exons: 5
Coding region: 144-1424 (426 amino acids)
Molecular function (GO): RNA binding
Source: RefSeq, a predicted model, not a curated record